GUCGAAUUUUAGAGAAAGAUGUGAAAUAUGAGAAUAUGAGUAUAUAAGUUAUCCUGACUAUAUUUUCCGUUACUCUGUCAAGAAAAGAGAGUUAAUUACAUAAUACAUCUGUCUAACAAGUUGGAAAGUUUCAUAAUGUCAGAUACGGAAACCUUAGGAGUAAAAUCAAGAAAAAGGAAAUCAACCAGUAGACGAUUAUCUAUUUUGAAAGGCCCCAAGUCACCGAUGAGAAAUGCUCUUGGUGAUCUAGACCCAAACUCUGAUGCUGUUGAAGAUGUUCAGUGUCGACAAGAAUUCAAGAAGUCAAAGCGCCUGUCAAGAAGAGUAAGUUUUGCCGAGACUUAUGAAGUCAAGGAGUAUUUAAAAGAUGCAGAUGCACUCAGUAUGGGAAUGUGGCAUCAGAGAGAUGGUUCAGCGGAGAAUGUUCCUGAAAAUGAAACAGAUCAGGCUCAACGCGCUAUCUCAGGAGAUUCCACUCAAAAUUUAUCGAGAGCUGAAGUGCAACAUCCUCCUCAAAUUCAAGGCCUGGAGUCAUUACUGUCAGGACAAAUAAAAAACCCUGUAGCAUUAUACAACACCCAAGAUAGUCAAGAGAAUGCAUAUUAUGACAGUAAGACAGAUGUUGGUGGAAACAUGGUGGAAGACAAUAAAACAGAUUCACAGUAUCUGUCAAAAGACCCUGAAGCUGAGAAUCAAAGCAAAAUUGACAGCUCCAUGUUCACAAAGAAGUUCAUAAGUAAAAUAGAUGGGUCUAUGUUCUUGAAGAAACUCAUGAAUGAUGGGGAGAGCACAUCUAUGAGUACUGGUAGAGGAAUUAGUAGUUACCAACAAAGUUGUAUCAGCCAAGUGCAAGAAGAUGUUCCCUCCGAUGACUGUACAGUUCAUUUCAAAACAUCAGAAAAUGACAUGGAUAUAACCAGAUGUCAAGAUACCACAGCUACUCUGCCCUAUACGGUCUUUCCUCCUGAUACUGGUGGACUUCCACUCUCUGAUAUUAAAAAAGAUCAGCUUAUUGACCGGAAUGAUACCAUUGAACCAAAUAUGACAAUGGAGUUUACACAGUGCCAUGGUAGCAGUCUUCAAAGUGAUGUUGUCCCCACUAUGCAGUAUCCCAGUAGUGCUGAAGACCAUACAGUUCAUUUCAGAGCAGCAGAAAACGACAUGGAUAUAACCAGAUGUCAGGAUACCACAGCUUCUCUGCCCAAUGUAGCCUUUUCUCAUGGUCAUACACUCACUGGUAAUAAACAAGUUCAGCAGUUUCCAGAAAGUGCUGGGGCCGAUACUGUUGUCUCUGAUGACCAUACAGUUCAUUUCAGAGCAGCAGAAAACGACAUGGAUUUAACCAGAUGUCAGGAUACCACAGCUUCUCUGCCCAAUGUAGCCUUUUCUCAUGGUCAUACACUCACUGGUAAUAAACAAGUUCAGCAGUUUCCAGAAAGUGCUGGGGCCAAUACAGUUGUCUCUGAUGACCAUACAGUUCAUUUCAGAGCAGCAGAAAACGACAUGGAUAUAACCAGAUGUCAGGAUACCACAGGUACUCUGCCCUACACCGAAUUUCAUUCUGUUACUAAUGACAAUACUCUACCUGGCAAUAAAACAGUGCAGCAGCAUCCUGACAGUGCUAGAGACUGGUUUCCCACUUCCACAAAUCCAUGCAACAAAUCUGAAAACCAGCAGCAAAAUUUGCCACUCAAAAUAUUUAAUUCCAAAAAUAUUAUGGCAAAAUUUGAUCAAUCUCUAGAAGCAAGGCUGCCCUCUCAAAACUACUCAAAUUAUUCACUUGGAAGUAACCCUGAGGACCGUAGAAGGCGUUUCUCUACUGGACGCAAGUUCUCAGAUCAGACUGAGCCUUUGGAAAAUGUAGAAAUCGAAGGGUCAACUGUUCCUGAGUUUGCUUCAGAUACUACCCUUCAUUUAGAUCAGACCAUGGAUAUCACACUCUGUAAUUCCACUGGCAUACUGGAGUCCACAAAUACCAUCAUGCAUGCACUUGAUAAAGAAAUAGCAGAUAGAGAAUUUAAAAGUAGUGUGCAGGUGGGUAUGGAGCAGAAGCAAUUUAUAGCUGAUGGUGAAAAGGCUGAGCUGGAUUCUGAUGGUAAGACACGCAAUUUUACAUCCGAGGACAUCACUGGCUGCAUGGAAAUGACUACAUGUGUUGGAAGUAUUGUUUCUGAGAAGCCGCAAGAUAUAUCAAAAUUACAGGCACUGAGUCGGCGAAUGAGAAGGAUCAGUAACAUCUCACAAGACCCUGACAAAACACGUGUGUUCACAUUUGAUGAUGACACAGCAGCGAUGGAGUUUACAACUUGUAACAGUUAUAUUCCAAUUCAGUCAAGCAGUAGUGGCUCUAUUGCCCAUGCAAAAAGACAAGAUUUGUGCCCUGUUGGACCUGCUGAACAGACCAUGAUUUUUGAAGAGGAUAAUGGAAUGGAUAUGACAUGUGCCACAGUACAUGUUGAUGUUCCUAGUUUGAUAACAUCUGAUCGCACUGCUUGCAACAUUAAUGUUGCUUCAUCGUUACAUGAUGAACAUGGUCAAGCUAUGUCUAUGCUAGAAGACUAUCACAUGGGUGAGCCCAACUCGAGUGUCCAGGCAGCUAAAGAUGGGAAUUCCAGCAUAGACAACUGCCACGAUAAAACACAUGUUUUUUCUGACGAUACUGCAGCUAUGGAAAUGACCGCUGUGAUGGAAUCCACUGAUCAGAUCAAACAGUCAACACUGUCAGAGAAUUAA
Saccoglossus kowalevskii is the source of this 2733-nucleotide messenger RNA. RefSeq lists its product as uncharacterized. Gene Ontology annotation, biological process: protein localization to kinetochore; attachment of spindle microtubules to kinetochore. The record is from RefSeq and is a predicted model, not a curated record. Gene Ontology annotation, cellular component: nucleus. NCBI's taxonomy places the organism in Eukaryota, Metazoa, Hemichordata, Enteropneusta, Harrimaniidae.